This is a messenger RNA of Galdieria sulphuraria, 600 nucleotides long. Its product is annotated as [pt] C-phycocyanin beta chain. Lineage: Eukaryota; Rhodophyta; Bangiophyceae; Galdieriales; Galdieriaceae. The transcript has a single exon. Bases 24 to 542 code for a protein of 172 amino acids. Gene Ontology annotation, biological process: photosynthesis. Gene Ontology annotation, cellular component: phycobilisome. The record is from RefSeq and is a predicted model, not a curated record.
UUAUUCAUAAGGAGUUUCUGAUUAUGUUAGAUGCAUUUGCAAAAGUAGUUGCUCAAGCUGAUGCAAGGGGAGAAUUUUUAAGCAAUACUCAACUUGAUGCUUUGUCAAAAAUGGUAUCUGAAGGCAAUAAAAGACUUGAUGUAGUCAAUAGAAUUACUUCUAAUGCUUCAGCAAUUGUUACCAAUGCGGCUAGAGCUUUAUUCUCAGAACAACCUCAGCUAAUUCAACCAGGUGGUAAUGCCUAUACUAAUAGACGUAUGGCUGCAUGUCUAAGAGAUAUGGAAAUUAUUUUACGUUAUGUAAGUUAUGCAAUUAUUGCUGGUGAUUCAAGUGUAUUAGAUGACCGUUGCUUAAAUGGCUUACGUGAAACUUAUCAAGCUUUAGGUGUACCAGGUGCUUCAGUCGCAGUAGGUGUUGAAAAAAUGAAAGAUUCUGCUAUUGCAAUUGCCAAUGAUCCUAGCGGUAUAACAACUGGUGACUGUAGCGCACUUAUGGCAGAAGUCGGAACAUAUUUUGAUCGCGCUGCUACUGCAGUCCAAUAAGUUAUAAUUAUAGCUUAUUUUUCUAAAAAUACAAAUAAAUAAAUUUAUAUCUUAAUUU